CGUCGGCCGUCCGAGAUCUCGUUCCUAGUGCUCCCUCCUAGGGUUUAACAGCCUUCUCCCUCAAUCUGAGAGUUGUAGUGAGUAAGCACUCGACAAGGCGAUUGAGAUGGACAAGAGCAUGCUCGGCGACUUGGACGCUCUACCGGAGGAGGAUAAGAUGCGCAUGACCGCCAUGAUCGACCAGCUCCAAAUUCGCGACAGUUUGAGGAUGUACAAUUCGCUGGUGGAGAGAUGCUUUACUGACUGUGUCGACACAUUCCGGCGCAAAUCUCUCGAUAAGCAAGAAGAGACGUGUGUUCGUAGGUGUGCCGAGAAGUUCCUGAAACACUCAAUGCGAGUGGGCAUGAGAUUUGCAGAGCUCAACCAAGGAGCUGCAACACAAGAUUAAGUUGUUUUGCGAAUUUCGGGCUUUGUUCCCAUGCCGGGGGUGCUAAUUCAUUCCAUCAAUUUCUGCCUACUUUUGAACUUUGGCGAUAUAUCAUUGUUUAGUUUUGAAGAUAUUUAUUUGAACUGGCAGGUCUUUGUUUCUUGUACUUUCUUUACGUUACAAAUAAGAACAGAAGUCUCUUUUCUAACACCCUUUUGAUACAUUGCUUGUAUACUAUGGUUUCUGACUCA
Molecule: messenger RNA, 618 nt
Organism: Andrographis paniculata
Lineage: Eukaryota; Viridiplantae; Streptophyta; Magnoliopsida; Lamiales; Acanthaceae
Product: mitochondrial import inner membrane translocase subunit Tim9
Exons: 2
Coding region: 107-388 (93 amino acids)
Source: RefSeq, a predicted model, not a curated record